AUGCAUUCCAGUUGGAAUGGUUGUAGCCAGGUGGGGACAGACCUCUCCUCCCCAACAACUAGCAACAGGAAGACGACAGGUCACCGUCUGCAGCUGCACCAGGCAAGGUUUAAGUUGAACAUCGGGAAGAUUUUCUUCACCGAAAGGAGCAACAAGCACAGAUGCUCGCGCAGCGACCUGGCCUCAAGGCAGGCCGCAGAGGCGACCCGCUUUCCCUCACGCCCCCAGCCCGCGGGGACGCGCCCCGAACCCCCGCUGCGCUCCGCCCCGCCAGCCGGCGGGAAGGGAUCCGCCCCUCCGCCCCGCGCAUGCGCGCCCGCCUCGCGGCUGCCGCUCGCCCCUGCGCCGCCGGGGGCGCUGCCGCGCGCCCGCGCGCGCCUCCCGGGGGCGGUUCCCGCUGGGGUCCGCGCCGGGACGGCGAUGGCGGCGGCGGCGGCGGGAGCCGGGGCCGGGGCAGCGGCGGGCGCGGGGGGCGGGGAGCGGAGCAGCACCCGGGACCGGCUCCUGGCGGCGCUGGAGGAUCUCGAGCUCUUGGCCAGGGAACUAAUUGAAAUUUUGGCAAUUUCAAGAAACCAAAAGCUUCCACAACCAGGAGAGGAGAGCCAGAUCCUGGAACUGCUGAUUCAGAGAGAUGGAGAGUUUCAAGAGCUAAUGAAGUUGGCAGUUGAUCAGGGAAAAAUCCAUCAUGAAAUGCAGCUUUUAGAAAAGGUAGUAGAAAAGCGGGAUAAUGAUAUUCAGCAGCUGCAGAAACAGCUUAAAGAAGCAGAGCACAUACUGGCAACAGCUGUUUAUCAAGCAAAGGAAAAACUGAAAUCAAUUGAAAAAGCACGAAAAGGUGCCAUUUCCUCUGAAGAAAUAAUUAAAUAUGCCCAUAGGAUCAGUGCUAGCAAUGCUGUUUGUGCCCCUCUGACAUGGGUACCAGGGGACCCACGUAGGCCAUAUCCUACAGAUCUGGAAAUGAGAAGUGGUCUCUUGGGUCAGAUGAACAACCCAUCCACCAAUGGAGUCAAUGGACACUUACCAGGGGAUGCACUUGCAGCAGGCAGACUGCCAGAUGUGCUUGCUCCUCAGUAUCCUUGGCAGUCAAGUGAUAUGUCAAUGAACAUGCUACCUCCUAAUCAUAGUAAUGACUUCAUGCUGGAGCCUCCAGGACACAAUAAAGAGAAUGAAGAUGAUGUAGAAGUUAUGUCAACAGACUCCUCAAGCAGCAGCAGUGACUCAGACUAGGGGGACAGUAUCCCUGGUAGACCUUUCCUGUGGUGAAGGUAGGUUAGAUACUGUUUGUCACAAACUGCAAUCUCCUUUUGUUACACCAGCAGCCUUGUGUAGGGAGAAGAUAACAGCUGGCUCAGAAAUAGGGUGACUAAUUUAAAACCUUGGACUAUAGUCUUGUUUUUUUCCUCUUAGAUGUUUUGGGAGCUGGGAGAAGUGUCUGGAAGCUGUCUGCUGCGGGAGAGAUGUCAGAUUUUCAGCGAUUGUGUAAAUGUAUGUUUCCAAGAGAUGUGUAAAUAUAUAUUUAUAUAUAUGUAUUUACUAUACAUUAGAUGACAUAAGUUCCUGGGAAAAAAUGUGUAAGGGGAAUCCCCUUGUAUGUUUGUUAGUAACUUUACUCUUUUGAUGAUAGCCUUUUCUAUGCCACGGAAAUGAAACACAAAGUUUGUAAUGUAUCUUUUUUUGUUACUGCCUAAAUCUGUUCUUGAUCAUCUGUGUAUCAAGAACAAAAAUAUGUCAAUAAGGUGUAAUAAAAGAGUUUGUAAUUAUUGUAAUAUAUAAUGAAGAUUUGUCAUAAAUAAACUUGUCUUUGAUCUAACUUCAAUUUUCCAAA
Molecule: messenger RNA, 1825 nt
Organism: Lonchura striata (white-rumped munia)
Lineage: Eukaryota; Metazoa; Chordata; Aves; Passeriformes; Estrildidae
Gene: MED4
Product: mediator complex subunit 4
Biological process (GO): regulation of transcription by RNA polymerase II
Cellular component (GO): core mediator complex; mediator complex
Molecular function (GO): transcription coregulator activity
Source: RefSeq, a predicted model, not a curated record